Diospyros lotus (date-plum) is the source of this 1032-nucleotide messenger RNA. RefSeq lists its product as uncharacterized. The transcript has 2 exons. NCBI's taxonomy places the organism in Eukaryota, Viridiplantae, Streptophyta, Magnoliopsida, Ericales, Ebenaceae. The record is from RefSeq and is a predicted model, not a curated record. The coding region runs from base 1 to 1032 and encodes 343 amino acids.
AUGGCGGCUUCCUUCAUCGACGCUAGUCCAAUUCCGGGCUUCCCCGUAACUAUCACCAAGGAACAAUUCAACCUAUUUCAUGCCAUUGAUCGGUUUCUCUACGUGAGGCUGAUCCUCGAACUCGCACGGCAACCCGCCGAGUCCAUGCACGUCAUGGCACUGUGGCUGUGGCUCGAGAGAAAUGGCCACUAUGAUCUGGUGGCCAAAAUGGCGUCACAGCAUGGGCCUUUAAUCAACUGUCUCGCCGAUGAGUCUGUGAAAUGCUUGAGAUGCACGGAGAGUGACCAGUUUUUGUUCAACUCGGGGACGAAUCUCAACGAUAUCCCUGUGCUUAGGAGCGUACUGGGGAGAGACGACAUCAGCCUCGCGUUCUUUUAUGAAAACCGGAUCGGUGUUCUUCGUGGAGUCUCGGGGAUUCUGGACAAGGUAUGUGUUAGGGCGUUUGAAGAUAUACUGGCCGAGAUGUAUGGAAGCCACCCUCUAAUUCACGGCAGCCCCGCCUUCGUUGUCACAGGGCCGCCGUCAGUUGUGGCUAGUGGUGGUGGCGUGAUUAGUGCAAUCUUGCACGGCUACUAUGACCACUCUUUUGUAAUAGGAAGAUGUGGUCUGGAAGAACAUCGUGAGUUUUGGAACAAAGAAUACGAUGAGUUGCUGAGCCAUAUAUACCAAGAAGUCUUCGAGGAGAAGCAGCAAGACUUUGUUGAACCAGAUGACAGGACCAUCUUCUUGACAUUCUCGAAAGGGUACCCAAUUUCUGAAAACGAACUUAGGCUGUACUUCACCAGAAUGUAUGGAGACAUAAUUGAAGCCAUUUACAUGCAAGAAGUUGGAGAACAGGAGCAAGUACUGUUUUCCAGGGUUGUCACUCGCUCGGCCUCUACCAUGGAAGGGAUAAUGCAACAUCAAAGAAAAGUCAAAUUCUAUAUAAAUGGAAAGCAUGUCUGGGCUCGAAAGUAUGUGAGAAAGCAUCACAAGUCUCCCUCUUAUCCAACUUCUUCAGUUGAAGCAGCAACAAGAAGCUCAAAGCCAUAA